CGACGGAACAAGACCACUUAACAUCAAUAAUUUUUAUCACGUGAUAUGUGUCUCCAUUAAGAAUGAUUAGGAAUGCGCGGUCGCUAAAUGCCAAGACUUAGUCGGUUCGUCAUCAGCCUCAUUAGGUGGACCCCCAGACCCGACCAGCUCCCCUAAGCGCUUCAACUUCCUAAGCUUCAUCUUUGACUUGACGCAUAACACAGUAAUCGGAUUGGCCGUUGAACCAUCCAUCGAACUCGUCUCUCUCACCAUCCACAUACUCUUUUGAAGACCUAGCCACUCUUUAACCUCGGAAUCAUGGAGGAAGACCGUCUCUGGAAGUUCCGCAAGCCAGCUUGGCUUAACAGCGCUUGGGCGCGUAGUGCUGGAGUCUACUCGGCAGGUGCUUUGUUCUCCCUCGCCUUCUACAUCCUCAUCGACGCAGCGGUAUGGUCCAAAUCGCCGCUUAACGGAUCCAACGUGCACGUAACGUUUGUGGACUGGCUGCCGCUCAUCUUCAGCUCGCUAGGCAUGCUCAUCAUCAACUCGGUCGAGAAGGCGCGACUGUCGGCCGAUUCGUUCUCCUACAGCGGGUCGGGCGUUGCCUGGAAAGCACGCGUGGUCCUAUUUCUAGGCUUCGCGGCUCUAGCCGGCGGUAUGGCGGGCGGCGUCACUGUCUUCGUCCUCAAAUACGUCGUGCCGGAGGUACACUGGCCUAUGAUGGGCAUGGGCGUCGAGAACAUCGUCGCCAACGGCUUAGUUAUGCUGAGCUCCGUUGUCCUGUGGGUCAGUCAGAAUAUGGAGGAUGAAUAUAGCUAUAACUUGUCACUAUAAGAGCCGGAAAUUUCAAAUUGGUGGUACCCGACCGCCUGUCGUAUCGGGCGGGCAAAUAGAGAUAAGGCAGGCUAGUUAUAAUUAUACUCGGUUGAGGUGACGGACACAAGGUGACGCCGAGACCAUGGCUAAGAUCCUGGAGAUUGCAAU
Hypoxylon trugodes is the source of this 963-nucleotide messenger RNA. Its product is annotated as vacuolar protein sorting-associated protein. Lineage: Eukaryota; Fungi; Ascomycota; Sordariomycetes; Xylariales; Hypoxylaceae. Bases 298 to 813 code for a protein of 171 amino acids. The record is from RefSeq and is a predicted model, not a curated record. The transcript is spliced from 2 exons. Gene Ontology annotation, biological process: late endosome to vacuole transport via multivesicular body sorting pathway; protein targeting to vacuole. Gene Ontology annotation, cellular component: fungal-type vacuole membrane; Vps55/Vps68 complex.